Messenger RNA from Brugia pahangi, 552 nucleotides. The record is from the annotation of a GenBank genome assembly. NCBI's taxonomy places the organism in Eukaryota, Metazoa, Nematoda, Chromadorea, Rhabditida, Onchocercidae.
AUGGAUAGUAUAUCAGAUUCCGUUUCCGAAGGCCUAUCUUCACCGGAGCUAUUACAUCGUAGUAGUGGGGAAUCAUAUCAAACGAGUUCCAAGCUAAAAUUCUCCAUACAGAACAUUUUGAGACCAGAGUUCGGUAAGCAGCACGAAACAGUUCUAAAGCCAUGUGUAUCAACAACACCGGACAACAUGAAUACAGUAUUCCCAGCUUGGAUAUAUUGUACUCGGUAUUCCGAUCGACCGAGUUCAGGGCCAAGGUCACGACGAACGAAACGGAAAGAAACAAAUCUUAAUGACGACGAGAAGCGACCACGAACGGCAUUUACUGCUGAACAACUAGAACGGUUGAAACAACAGUUCAUGGAUAAUCGGUACCUGACAGAGAAACGGCGUCAGGAAUUAGCUCAUGAGCUUGGCCUAAAUGAAUCACAAAUCAAAAUAUGGUUCCAGAGAUAUCGAGCAGAAAAGAGAAUGUGCGAUGGACACCAACGUAAUUCUUCCUCGAUCUUGUCUUCAAAAGCUAGCUUUGACUGUAACAUUGCGGAGCUUUGUUAA